This is a messenger RNA of Saitoella complicata NRRL Y-17804, 2516 nucleotides long. RefSeq lists its product as uncharacterized. Gene Ontology annotation, cellular component: cell periphery; cell septum. The record is from RefSeq and is a predicted model, not a curated record. Gene Ontology annotation, molecular function: chitin synthase activity. Lineage: Eukaryota; Fungi; Ascomycota; Saitoellomycetes; Saitoellales; Saitoellaceae. The transcript has 2 exons. The coding region runs from base 138 to 2456 and encodes 772 amino acids.
UUAAACGAGGUUUACGCGUUUUGCUCGGUGAACUGCAGCAGCUGCUCCCAUCGCUCCAGCUCAUCCCUACCGUCCUUCGACUUCAGCCAUUGCCCGGUUUUCGGUACCGGUAAUCAGUCACUGUCGUUAACCCCACAAUGACAUACGACGGCUCCCUGCCCUUUGGGCAGUUUCCCGGUGGCAAGGUCAUCCCAACCCACUGGAGUGCUGCUCAGAUUGUCUAUACGAUUUUCAUGGGUACAUUGUUGCUCGCUGCUAUUUUGGAGUGGUUCCUCUUUCUGGCUGCAUUCAUGUACUGUUUCGUCAAGGUCUACCAGAAGGCUGAGACGAGAGGUAUCAAGAUUAUGGCCAGCAUCAACAUCAUCGUUUUCUGUGCUUUGAGAGGUGUCUUCUUGCCGAUCACGCUCGUUACGGUUCCUCUUGUUCCUCAGAUUCAGCAAUAUAUCCCAGAGCGAUUCGUCUGGUUCUGCCAGUGGUUCGCUUUCUGGGCGUUCUCUGGUCUUCUCACCAUUCCAUGGCUUUUCUGCGUUUACCGUCUCGUCACCACCAAUGUCGGCAAGCACCGUCGUAUCAAGGAGGUCCUCGAUGAGAACACUGCGCCCAAGGUCGUUGUUGUCAUGCCUAUCUACAACGAGAUCCCGCACAUCCUCAUGCACGCUAUUGACUCUGCUGUCGAGGGUGACUACCCCGCGUCUUGUGUGCACAUCUUCUGUUCCUUCGAUGGUGACGAGGAGAACGAGCUUUACCUCAAGACCCUCGAGUCUUUGGGCGUUCCCUUGAGUUUGGACACGUACCCUAUUUCGCUCGAUGUCACCUACCGUGGGGCGCGUAUCACUGUCUCCCGCUUCCCUCACGGAGGAAAGAGGCAUUGUCAGAAGAAGAGUUUCAAGCUUAUUGACCGCAUUUACGUCGACUACCUCAAGACCAACGACAACUUGUUUAUCUUGUUCAUCGACUCCGACAUUAUCCUCGACAAGGUCUGUAUCCAGAACUUCAUGUACGAUAUGGAGUUGAAGCCUGGAUCUACGAAGGAUAUGCUUGCCAUGACUGGUGUAAUUACGUGUACUGCCGACAAGCAAUCUCUCAUUACGGUUCUUCAGGAUGUUGAGUACAUUCAUGGUCAGCUCUUCGAGCGUUCCGUCGAGUCUGCCUGUGGUGCUGUUACCUGUCUUCCCGGUGCUCUCACUAUGCUUCGUUUCUCCGCUUUCCGCAAGAUGGCCAAGUACUACUUUGCCGACCAAGCCGAGCACUGUGACGAUUUGUUCGAUUUUGGAAAGUGUCACUUGGGUGAGGAUCGUUGGUUGACCCACUUGUUCAUGAUUGGUGCCAAAAGACGCUACCAGCUCCAGAUGUGUUCCGGUGCUUUCUGCAAAACUGAGGCCGUCUUGACCUUCGAGUCAUUGUUGAAGCAGAGGCGUAGGUGGUUCAUUGGAUAUAUCACCAACGAGGCUUGUAUGCUUACGGAUAUCCGUUUGUGGAGGAGGUACCCCAUUUUGUGUUUGGUGCGUCUCAUGCAGAACACCAUUCGUACUACCGCUCUUUUGUUCUUCAUCUUGGUCUUGUCCGUCAUUACGACCAACCAGACCAUUGGACAGAUUCCCGUUGGUUUCAUCGCCUUCUCCUUGGGUCUUAACUGGGCGCUCAUGAUCUACUUUGGAUUGAAAUUGAGGAGAUUUAAGGCGUGGCUGUACCCGCUUCAGUUCGUCAUCUCGCCCGCCUUCAACUGGAUUUACAUGGUUUACGGUAUCUUCACCGCUGGUCAGCGUACUUGGGGUGGACCUCGUGCCGAUGCUGCGAAGGCCGAUCCUCAGACUACUCCUGCGGAGGCUAUUGCACAGGCUGAGGCUACUGGUGAUGAAUUGAACGUUGUUCCUGAGACUUUCAGGCGUAACACGAUUGCUCCUCUUCCUACUCAGCCUGAUGACCGUGUUGAUGGUAUGUUCACGGAGGGUCUGGAGGAGGGCCGUGAGGGCGUCUACGCCGAGAGCGAGUGGAACAACUCUAUGGACUCGCUUCCCCACAACAACCAGAUCCAUGCGGCUCCGGGUGCACGUCGUAUGACGCUCCACCCUAACCCCUCGUUCGACUCUAUUGCCAGUGGUGAUGAGUCCUCGGUUAAUCUUCCCCGAAGGGUCGAGUCUAUCAUGGACGGGAAUGAGAGUGACUCAUACUCGUUCGAGUUCAAGCACGGACGUACUGAAAGCUCUGGAAGCGAGGGCUCUUUCCGUACUGACGAGCAGUUGGUGCAGCCUGAGCCUGCGUUGACUUCUGGUCAGGACAGGUCAUAUGCUCGGGGCAAGUCUGCACCAGUUCGCAAGUCUAGGUUGGGAGGCAACGUCGUAAGUGGCGGUGACGAGUUCGUCAGUGACGGCGAGGAAGGCGGAGAAAAUAUCACGUUGGUGGAUCUUGACACUCCGGAAAGGCGUGGGAGGUCUCCCGGUGGAAGGCCCGAGUAGAGGGCAGAAGGACGAUUUGCAUGGCCAUAAAACUUUACUACAAGCACGCACACUACGCAG